Messenger RNA from Parascedosporium putredinis, 1404 nucleotides. NCBI's taxonomy places the organism in Eukaryota, Fungi, Ascomycota, Sordariomycetes, Microascales, Microascaceae. The record is from the annotation of a GenBank genome assembly.
AUGCCUCACAGGCAGCAACGUACCGGCUGCAUCCCACACCAGUUCCAAGUCCCCGGAACCGGGAUAUCAUUGCCCACCCGCCGCAUCACCCGCGCAUCGCUUUCCAAGUUUUCCUACGGCGCCGACGCCGAUACGAAAGCAGCCAUCCGCUCGACUCUGAAAGAGGAGGGCGAGCCCGAUUUGCGCCUCGGUUCCGACAUCGAAGAUGCCGUCACGACAGUCUCCCGCAAACGCAGGAGGCUCACAGCCCGGGACGGUGGCAGCGAUCUCGUCGUCGCCAAGGUCGAGCCCGCCACGGACGAAUCCUCGACCGCCCUCUCCUCGCCCACGAAAGAGUCGUCUGCGCGGAACCCACCCCGCCGAGCGCGAAAACCCGCACGUAAAACUCAGGACCCCGAGACCGGGAGACGACCCCCCCGUGAUCAGCGAUUCCAUACCCUAGUGUCUCUGAUGCUGUCGAGCCAGACAAAGGAUACGACGAAUGCUGUGGUGAUGGCGAAGCUCAAGACAGAGCUCCCGCCAUACCGAGAGGGUGCCCCGCCGGGGCUGAACCUGGAGAACAUGCUCGCGGUGGAGCCCAAUCUACUCAACCAAUUCAUCUGGGCCGUCGGCUUCCACAACAACAAGACCAAAUAUCUCAAGCAAGCCGCCGAGAUUCUCCGGGAUAAAUGGAAUGGUGACAUCCCCGACACUAUCGAAGGCCUGGUAUCCCUCCCUGGCGUCGGCCCCAAGAUGGCUCACCUAUGCAUGUCCGUGGCCUGGAACCGCACCGAGGGCAUCGGCGUGGACGUCCACGUUCACCGCAUCACCAACCUCUGGGGAUGGAACAAGACGCGCAACCCUGAAGAAACCCGCCUGGCCCUUCAGUCAUGGCUGCCGCGCGACAAGUGGCGGCAGAUUAAUUGGCUACUGGUAGGGUUCGGGCAGGCCGUGUGCCUACCUGUAGGGAGGAAAUGCGGCCGGUGUGACCUGGGGCUCAAUGGCUUGUGCAAGGCCGCGGAUAGGGGCAAGGUCGCAGAGGGCAGGAAGGCGCGGGCAGGUAUGGAUCUCAAGGUCGAGAAAGUGGAGGCCAAGAUCAAGAUCGAUGAGGGGGACGAUCUGAAGACAGAGGAGACCAAGGAAGAGGUCAAGGACGGGAUCAUGGAUGAGGUAAAGCCGAGCGUAGCGGUGAAGAAGGAAGAUGAGGACGAGUAUGGCGAGGAGUCUGAGCGGAAGAUGACGAACGGGAGAUUGGCGCAUCGUGUCAAGAUGGAGGUCUCGGAAGACGACGCCAGGGAGAAUCUCGCCAACCUACAAGAUGUCAAGCCUACCGCUGCAUCAAUAAGUCCUCCAGGGACACCUUCCAUAGCGCAUCCUAGCGAGGCGCGAAGGAGAGGCGGCCGGACAAGGAGAAGCCUGAGGUGA